GCGCUGGCAGGGGGCGCGGGGGGGACGGGGUACGCGCCGGGCUGACGUGGGCCGAACGCCGCGCACGGGACCAACUACGCAGCAGCGGAGAGACAACUCUCCAAAGAUGGAGCCACCAGCCCUGCGGCCCUGGCGGGGCCCUUGGAAAGAGCUUCAAAGCUGCCGUUCGGGGCAGCAAGGGCACCUAAAGUCUUCCUGGGCUCCCCGCCGCCGGGGGGCCUUGGCUCUGGGAAACGGAGGCAAGUUUGUCCUCUGUGCUAUGGGAGAUGUCAGAGAAUCAAAAAUGCAAAUAACACCGGAAACUCCAGGAAGAAUCCCUGUUUUAAAUCCUUUUGAAAGUCCUGGCGAUUAUUCUAAUCUCCAUGAACAAACUCUUUCCAGUCCUUCUGUUUUUAAAUCAACAAAAUUGCCAACUCCAGGGAAAUUUAGAUGGUCUAUCGAUCAACUAGCUGUAAUAAAUCCUGUAGAAAUAGACCCGGAAGACAUUCACCGUCAAGCGUUAUACUUAAGUCAUUCUCGAAUAGAUAAAGAUGUGGAAGACAAAAGACAAAAAGCCAUUGAAGAGUUUUUUACUAAGGAUGUCAUCGUCCCCUCUCCUUGGACUGAUCAUGAAGGGAAACAGCUUUCAGACUAUCAUUCCAAUAAAUGUAUUGACAUAAAUAAUGAAUCUCCAAUUGGAGGAAAGCUGACUAUCCAUUCUGAGAAAAGCAAUGCUGCUUGUCAGACAUUGCUGUCUCUUCCUGUGGAUUUUAAUUUAGAAAAUAUAUUAGGUGACUAUUUUAGAGCUGAUGAAUUUGCAGAUCAAUCUCCUGGAAACCUUAGUUCUUCAUCCCUCAGAAGAAAGCUAUUUUUAGAUGGGAAUGGAAGUAUCUCUGACUCCUUACCUCCAGCUUCUCCGAGAAGUGCUCACAACGGUGCUCAAGCAUCACUCGAGGUUUUUUAUUCAAUAGAUUUAUCUCCUGUACGGUGUAGGAGCCCUGUGCAGACACCGAGCUCGGGGCAGUUUUCUUCCAGCCCUAUUCAGGGUAGUGCAAAGAAGUACAGUCUGGGAAGCAUAACCAGUCCUCCUUCACCUGUCUCUUCACCCCCUUUCUCACCAGUUGCAUUUCAGAUAGGAAAGACACCACUCGCAGAACAAAGGAAGUUUACUGUUCAUUCUCCCGAGGCUUCAUCUGGAAGAAAUUCUAAUGGAAUUCCUAAUCCGUGUAUCAGAAGUCCUUAUAUAGAUGGCUGCUCACCAAUUAAAAAUUGGUCUCCUAUGCGACUGGAGAUGUGUAGAGGUGGUACUCAGUAUCGGACCUCACUGAUUCGGAUUCCUUUUCCUCUUGAGGCUCACAGUGAAGAUGAAGAAGAUAAAGGGAGUCUUCCUUCCACAGAUGCCUCCUCACCAGCCAUGGACACUGCUGCAGUACACCUGCGGCAGCUGAGUAAUGACGCUUCUUCACGCGGCCCACGUUUACUGGUGACUGCCAUGUCCAUUACACAGAAUCAGUCCAGUGCUUCUGAGAAGGAAUUAGCACUGCUGCAGGAUGUUGAAAGUGAAAAGGAGAAUAACACUGUGGAUAUGGUUGAUCCUGUAGAGAUAGCAGACCAGAACACCUGGAUUAAGGAGCCGGUUGACAAUGGGAGCUUACCCGUGGCUGAUUUUGUGAGUGGGAUUGCCUUCAGCAUUGAAAACUCUCAUAUGUGCAUGUCACCUCUUGCAGAAAGUAGUGUCAUUCCUUGUGAAAGCAGUAACAUUCAGAUGGAUAGUGGCUAUAAUACACAGAAUUGUGGAAGCAAUAUUAUGGAUACGGUUGGGGCAGAAAGUUACUGCAAAGAAAGUGAAGCACAGACCUUGGAAGUUGAGAAUAAAUCUCGUUUUUAAUACAAAGCAGCCCACAAAACCCAAAGGUGUUGGAUGGAGACAGCACAUCCCCCUCAGUGCAGCAGUCCACAGAAAGCUCUCUCAGACCCAAAGACUACACUGAAUAGCUCCUCGAAUAUUUUUUAUGCACAAGAUCAACAAUGUGAUUGUCACUGGGGAAAAAAAUGGCUUCAACUGACAUGCUUAGCAUUUUUCUUUCCCUCCUUAAAUGUGAAAAAUCAAGGGCUUAAUUUAGUGACACAGGAACAACAGAAGAGCUCCUAGAACUUUCAACAAGUUGCUGAAGUACAGGUUUAUUUUUUAUCAAUAAAUAUUUUUGUACUUAC
This is a messenger RNA of Equus quagga, 2193 nucleotides long. RefSeq names its product BORA aurora kinase A activator (gene BORA). The transcript is spliced from 12 exons. The record is from RefSeq and is a predicted model, not a curated record. Gene Ontology annotation, biological process: activation of protein kinase activity; regulation of mitotic nuclear division; regulation of mitotic spindle organization. Lineage: Eukaryota; Metazoa; Chordata; Mammalia; Perissodactyla; Equidae. The coding region runs from base 107 to 1867 and encodes 586 amino acids. Gene Ontology annotation, molecular function: protein kinase binding. Gene Ontology annotation, cellular component: cytoplasm; nucleus.